Molecule: messenger RNA, 739 nt
Organism: Zychaea mexicana
Lineage: Eukaryota; Fungi; Mucoromycota; Mucoromycetes; Mucorales; Lichtheimiaceae
Product: HAUS augmin-like complex subunit 6 N-terminus-domain-containing protein
Exons: 2
Coding region: 153-707 (184 amino acids)
Biological process (GO): spindle assembly
Cellular component (GO): mitotic spindle microtubule; HAUS complex
Molecular function (GO): microtubule binding
Source: RefSeq, a predicted model, not a curated record
GGGAUUUUGAGUUUCUUCUUAUCGUCUCCGCAAAAUAAAAUUCAAAGUUCGCAUUGUUGCGUCGCGCGGCUUUUUUUAUUGUUCUCUAUACCAAACCAAAGCGCAGUCAAUCAAGAUCACAGCUCUCACCACAAGCAAGCAAGCAAGCAAGCAUGGAGACAACGAACAGCAAUGCUGCAACACUGUUCACCACCAAUCUUCAACUCCUUGGUUUCGUACCUGAAAAAUUCAACACCGGUGUCUUUCGCAAGAUCGUGUUUGAUGAGCGCAUGUUUACACACGCCAACAACAACAAAGCUUUCGAAGCAACGAGCCAUUUUUUAUUCCACAAACUUGAUGCGACACGGUCAGCAACUGAAUUUGCGAAAUGCUGGCCAUUGAGCGAUACUGACUACUGGCGACAGUCGCGCGAAUACCGCACAAUCGCGUAUCGAUGGCUCGAUGAACUACGAAUCAAACAGUGUCUUCCCGGCCGAAUCACUUUACGCAAGAGUUAUUUCGAAGAUUGUCGUGGUGAAAAACUAUACGCAAUUAUGCUCGCUUUUUCAACUUUUGUUGUGCAAAAGGUAUUGGAUCGAAGGCUCGCGAAUAAGGACAAACAGAACAGUAGCAUACAUGCACCCAUUCGUAUCUUAGGUACUACUUCCGUUACUAUAGCGCGUAAGGAACAAAUUAUCAGCAACUUGGAGGUAAUAAUACUACAAUGAAUCAAAGCAGUCAAAUUACAGAGAGAAACUCA